CGGAGAAAGGAGGUGCCGAGGGGCCGAGCCGCCCGCCCGCGAUGCCGCUCGAGGACGUGGCCCCUGCGCCGCUGCGGAGCGGCUCUCCCGACCCGAACCCCCAGGCGCUCUACGCAACCGUGCAGCACGUCAGCCGGGCGGAUCCCGCGGCUCCGGGCACGGCCCACGUGCCGCCGCAUCCCGAGGACGAGGGGGACAGAGGCGGCGCUGUGGGCCGAGCCCACGCGGCGAGCAAGCCCAAAGCCGAGCUCAAACUCAGCCGCAGCUUGUCCAAGUCGGACUCCGAUCUUCUGACCUGCUCUCCCACGGAGGACGAUGCCAUGGGCAGCCGGAGCGAAUCGCUCUCCAACUGCAGCGCCGGAAAGAAGAGGCUGGAGAAGUCRCCGUCCUUUGCUUCCGAGUGGGAUGAGAUUGAGAAAAUCAUGAGCUCCAUCGGCGAAGGCAUCGACUUUUCUCAGGAGCAGCAGAGGAUCUCAGGUUCGCGGAUGCUGGAGCAGAGCGUCGGGGAGUGGCUGGAGUCCAUCGGCCUGCAGCAGUACGAGAGUAAGCUGCUUUUGAACGGCUUUGAUGAUGUCCGCUUCCUGGGCUGCAACGUCAUGGAGGAGCAGGACCUGCGGGACAUCGGCAUCGGCGACGCGCAGCACCGCCGCAAGCUGCUGCAGGCCGCGCGCUCCCUGCCGAAGCUGAAGCCGCUGGGCUGCGACGGGAACAGCCAGCCGUCGGUGCCCGCGUGGCUCGACUCCCUGGGGCUGCAGGACUACGUUCAGUCCUUCCUCUCGAGCGGCUACAGCUCCAUCGACACUGUGAAAAACCUCUGGGAGCUUGAGAUAGUGAAUGUGCUCAAAGUGAACCUGCUGGGCCAUCGGAAGAGGAUCAUCGCGUCCCUGGCGGACAGGCCCUACGAGGAGCCCCCGGCCAAGCCGCCGCGGUUCUCGCAGCUGCGGUGCCAAGAUCUGAUGUCCCAGACGUCGUCACCUCUGAGCCAGAACGACUCCUGCACGGGCCGAUCUGCUGACCUGCUGCUGCCGUGCGGGGACACUGCCAAGAGGCAACACGACCGUGGCACCGACGUUGCCGCCUACCCCCGAGCCGAGCGCUACAAACUGCAGGAGGAUCGGCGCGAGUCCAAGCUGACGCUGCGGCCGCCCAGCCUGGCUGCCCCCUACGCGCCGGUGCAAAGCUGGCAGCACCAGCCUGAGAAGCUCAUCUUCGAGUCCUGCGGGUACGAGGCCAACUACUUGGGCUCCAUGUUGAUCAAAGAUCUCCGAGGGACAGAGUCUACGCAGGAUGCCUGUGCCAAGAUGAGGAAAUCCACAGAACAUAUGAAGAAGAUCCCAACCAUCAUACUGUCCAUCACGUACAAGGGGGUGAAGUUCAUUGAUGCUUCUAACAAGAACGUCAUCGCUGAGCACGAGAUCCGCAACAUCUCCUGCGCUGCUCAGGACCCCGAGGAUCUCUGCACGUUUGCCUACAUCACCAAGGACCUGCAGACCAGCCACCACUACUGCCACGUCUUCAGCACUGUGGACGUGAACCUGACCUACGAGAUCAUCCUGACGCUGGGGCAGGCGUUUGAGGUCGCCUACCAGCUGGCCCUGCAAGCCCAGAGGGCGAAGCCUCCGGGGGCUGCAGUGGGAGAAACGAUCGAAACGAAAUCUUCCAAACCGGUGCCUAAGCCACGAGCCGGCGUGAGGAAAUCCGCAGUGCCGCUCCCUCCCGACACGCGCUGUCACUGUCACACGUGUACUACUCACCGCCCCUCCUACCUGCCGCUGCAGUCUCUUAGCCCCGGAGCCAAGCUGGAGCCCUCUGAAGUGGACCAAGACUCCCAGUCUCAUGCCAGCGUCUCCUGGGUUGUGGACCCCAAACAGGACUCCAAGCGGACCCUCAGCACUAACUGAUCUCCAGGCAGCUGCCUCCUGCCACGGAAAUGUAGUAACGCGGGGCAGAGACCCAAGGAGCAGCGGCCUGCGGACAUGAAGAGCGUCUCCAGCCGGCCCUGCUGUCUGCACGGCUGCUCAGUGAGGGCUUCCAAAGCAGAGGGGGGACGGGAUCCGGCCGGCAGCMGAGCAAAGCAGCUCUCCAUUCCUAGCGGAGGAAAGCUGAGUCUUCCGAGGCCGGGAGCCGUUGGCAUGUUCUCUAGGUUGAGACAAACUUCUUGCAAASCAGUUAUUUUCAUUCUUUUUACCUGCAAAAUGAUACAGAGCAAAACACAUUCACAGUUAAAAUGUAGCAUUGGGGUGAGGGAAAAUCCUUCUUUUUGGAGAAGUCACAGAGUGCCGUCGGUCCGGCGAGGAGUUUGGGAGGAGGGCUUGGCAGCGGGAGCGAUGUGUGCGUCUCUAACGGUACUUAAAUUGCUUCGGUUCUGGGUGAACAGCAGAGAACACCAAUUUCUUGGCAAUAACUUCCUUCAGGGUGACAAGUUUUCCAAGGGGAGGCUGCACCCUGGGAGGCUGCAUCCUGGGGUUUUUUUCCAAAGCUGCUCCAAGCUUCUGUAGCCUGUGGAAAUAACUUAGGGAGAACAGUCUGCAAAGGAUCUUCCACCCCAGAGUGGUUAUGGCCAAGUAUUACUGAUGGUACAAAGUUUGCUUUCCCUGCAGGGAGCUGGUGCAUUGCAAUACUUGACAUUUCUAUGGCAAGGACACAAUUUUUUCUCCCACUUCUGCACUGAAUCCCUGGAGAUUCUCCAGCCUCUUGUGCACCUGUCAUAUUUUUAAAUGCAGUUAUGCCCUGAAGAGGUAUGUGGAGGAGGGGGGCUACGUUUAUUCAUUUGUGAUUUAGCACUUUUUUGAUACUAGCUCAUUAUUGAAGUAGUGCAGCCGUUUGGGAAGAUGAACAAAUGAGGAGUCAGCUGCUGGGCUUUGCAGUGAAACAGGCCCUUCCUGCGGAUAAAUCCAAUCAGCCAAAGGAUGGCUUGGCCCCAGUCAAAGUCCUCUGUCCCCAAAUGCCACCAUCUUCAAGGUGCUGUGUACUUACUUCUUUUGAAUUUGARUAUGUAACAGUAGUUUUGGCUGAUGAACUGAUGUGUUUCCACAGUACUGUUUCCCUUGCGGGAGGGAUGCUGAAAUGGGAUUUUUAGUUCCUGGGAUGCAGAAAUGUAGCGCAGCGCACGUGCUGUGAUCCCGACAGGCCUCGCAACGGCCGCGGAUGUGCGACCCGGCUGCUUCCCUGGGAUGCUAUGCCCUAAUAAUUUCUGUUUAACUCCAUUUGCUGCUGUAUUUCAGGAUUUCGUUUAGUCUCUCUAGUCUGUAAGACUGAGAGAGCAGUGAACCAUGAUCCCAGGGGCAUAGAUCUAUAAAUGAUUAGGAGGGAGACAUGGCGAUUUUUUU
Messenger RNA from Nothoprocta perdicaria, 3329 nucleotides. It is a transcript of the gene ANKS1A, whose product is annotated as ankyrin repeat and sterile alpha motif domain containing 1A. Lineage: Eukaryota; Metazoa; Chordata; Aves; Tinamiformes; Tinamidae. Bases 42 to 1901 code for a protein of 619 amino acids. Gene Ontology annotation, molecular function: protein binding. The transcript is spliced from 15 exons. The record is from RefSeq and is a predicted model, not a curated record. Gene Ontology annotation, cellular component: cytosol.